Exophiala xenobiotica is the source of this 1364-nucleotide messenger RNA. RefSeq lists its product as uncharacterized. The coding region runs from base 227 to 1003 and encodes 258 amino acids. The record is from RefSeq and is a predicted model, not a curated record. Lineage: Eukaryota; Fungi; Ascomycota; Eurotiomycetes; Chaetothyriales; Herpotrichiellaceae. The transcript is spliced from 2 exons.
GUUUCAGCAUCCACACUGUCCAACUGUUGAACAACUCCGUAUCCUGGAACAGACCCUGUCAAGCAUACUGCCGCAACUACCGUCCUGACCAGAAGCUCCUGGUACCUCGAACCACUCAUCUCUUCAACCAACGCAUCCUGACUCGCUUCUCAAUCUGGCAGCCUUCGCAUUCCAGCACGCUCUGCAACGCCUCGAAGCCGAGCGACGAGCUCGCUCUUUAGCAGACAUGGGCGACCUACAAUUCGCCAAACAGUUCCUCACCUCUCUCGACAACAAGUCUACAAAGUACCAAGCAGACCAUGUCUUCGACCCAAAAACAUACCAGAUGCGGAUCCCUUAUACGUUGCCCAAACUCUCCUGCCCACCACACCCUCUGCCACCCAAAACGAAGCCUGCACCCGCGCCCGCGCCAGGCUCCGAAUCGGCGAAACCAACCGUCUCCCUCACCCUCAAAUCCGCAAGGAACCCGAACAUGACUCUCACCUUGCCCCAGAUUGAUCCAAGUAGUACCACAGUCCAAAGUCUGAAGGAGCAGAUCCAAUCACACCUGGGCGGUUCCGGCGUCGUACAGAUCGAGAAGAUAAAACUAUUGCUGAACAAGAAACCCAUUCCGCCUUCGAAGAAGACCGUCGCGGAAGCGCUAGACGACAAAGAGGCCAAAGGAAAUAUCGAGCUCGGCGUGAUGAUCAUGGGUGGUGCGCCCGACCCGCCGCCUCAGCUUCAGGUGCCGCCUGCGGAAAUGGCAGGCGCGCCAGGGAGCGAGAAGGCUGCUGUUGAAGCGGAGAGCAAACCGACACCCAUGGAGGGAGUGGAGACGCAGCAGGCUGAGUCAGGAGCGCCAGUACAACCUGGCCAAGCGAGUGGCGAGAGUGUGCUACAGACGGAUGAGUUUUGGAACGAUUUGCAGGGUUUCUUGGAGCAGCGGAUACGCGACCAGGGCGAGGCUGUGAGAUUGAGGGGGGUAUUCGAACGGGCGUGGAAGAGUGGGGUUUCAAGGCCUUGAUACAAGGGCAAGGCAAAGAUUUACCUGUUGGAAUUUUUACAGGAACAAGCUAUCAUGGAUGUGUCAGCUACGGGUUGGCUGACGGCAUGGACUUCGUGGGUUCUGUGUCGCCCUGCUCAACAUAUUGUGGCGGUUCUCGAACCGUUCGCAUCACCUAGAGGAAACAUACAAGGGACGGUCCUGAAAGUGAUCCACGUCAGUGUAUUAUACAGUGCAAAGUACCCACAACCGUCCUGUCACACAUUGACCAUGACCGAGCAAGUGCUCUCAGAGACUCGGGACAUGUGGAUAUCGAGGAUUUUCGUGUUGUGAUAAAGACCCUACGAAUAUGACUCUGAGUUGCCCAAGAACCUUGAACUAU